This is a messenger RNA of Anopheles darlingi, 1378 nucleotides long. RefSeq names its product lysoplasmalogenase-like protein TMEM86A. The record is from RefSeq and is a predicted model, not a curated record. Bases 481 to 1176 code for a protein of 231 amino acids. Lineage: Eukaryota; Metazoa; Arthropoda; Insecta; Diptera; Culicidae. The transcript is spliced from 7 exons. Gene Ontology annotation, cellular component: membrane.
UUCAUUAAUCUUCCUCAAAAGAUGCUGAAAGGGACCGACGUCGGACAUCUCUUUUGCUUAUCAUCUUGUUGUUAAAGCAUAUCGGUCGAAGCAUGAGGUGGAAACGAAUAGUACCCCCCUCAACGCAGCGUACAGAGCAAGUGCCGACAGUAGUCGGUACCCGCCGGUAAGCAUGAUUUGGUGCUGGGGUCGUUUGUGUUGGUGCCCACAGUAUACGACCGCGCGGCUCUAUCUCGGCGGGCACGGACUUGCGGUGCAGCGGCCUCACUCGUCGCCACAGUAUCAAAUCCCGUGCCGAACAGGAUCGGUUGCUUAAUCGGACAGUGCCAAGAUCACUCCACAGACUGCAACUGCCAUUCCAGAAGGUAAACGAGUCGUGUGUCGAGUCGGAACACGCAUCCGAGUACAUUAACCGACACAGUUAUCAUUGCCAACACGGUACAUAAUUAAAGCAAAUUCUUGAGACGCGUGGCAACAAUAAUGGCGCGGAGCAGUACCAUUAAACAUGAAACGCUGAUACCCUUCGUCGUUACGACGAUACUGUAUUUCGUACUGAUCGAGCACACGGAACGCGGCACCACGCCAUCAACGGUGCUGAAAUGCAUGCCAAUCUUGAGCCUGCUGUUCUUCGGUGCAUUAGCCGAUCUGCAGCCGAAACAAGCGCGACGUUACAAGCGAAUGAUUCUACUGGGAUUGUUCAGCUCGUCCUGGGGCGACUUGCUGCUAAAUUACGACCUUUUUGAGGCCGGCAUGGGAGCAUUCGGUGUGGCACAAAUAUUCUACGUCUCCGCUUUCGGUUUCCAGCCACUGCGACCAGGAGUUGGCGUAGCGCUAUACGCUGGCGGUGUGCUAGCCACUUCCUUCUUUUUUGCCAACCUGAACUCAGUGAUCAAAGUAUGUCUUCCAAUUUACGCUGUCCUGUUGCUGACGAUGUGCUGGAGAGCGCUGGCUAGGGUUCAAACGCCAAAUAAUAAGCUACAGGUGUUGUGUGGAGUCUGCAGCGUGCUAUUUGUUAUAUCCGACGGCAUAAUCGCGUUUGACAAAUUCUUUACUCCCAUUCAUGCUGCCCAGACCUACAUCAUGCUCACUUACUAUGCUGCUCAGCUCGGGAUCACGCUAAGCUUAACCGAUGGAACCAUCGGUACCUCGAAGAACAUCAAAGCGAAAGCGCCAUAGGCACGGUUGUGAUGACAGUGGAGAACGUUGUCCACAAUACCCCCUGUAGUCAAUGCAUUGAAUACAAAAUCUGUGAUUCUGCAUCUUCCCGCUAUUCGAAACGACACUCUCUAUUAGAGAUUGAUUGUUUUUGUAUUUUUUUUCUUUAUUGAAAUGCAAAUAAAUAGACUGCGUAGGCAAUAUAUGUUGACCUGCAUUUUGC